Molecule: messenger RNA, 2307 nt
Organism: Miscanthus lutarioriparius
Lineage: Eukaryota; Viridiplantae; Streptophyta; Magnoliopsida; Poales; Poaceae
Source: the annotation of a GenBank genome assembly
AUGGCUACCUGGCUUUCUCCAUGCGCCUUAUCCUUACUUUUACUGCAACUUUCUCUCCAACUAUCUCCAUUGCAUGCCACCGAUUCCCUCACUGCGAAUCAGCAGCUCUCCGGUGACCAGAAGCUUAUCUCUCAGAACGGCAAUUUUGCAUUGGGAUUCUUCCAACCUGCAGCUGAAACAUCAAGUGGCAAGUGGUACAUAGCCAUCUGGUACAAUAAAAUCCCAGAACAGACUAUAGUGUGGGUGGCAAACAGAGAGAAACCAGUCUUUGAUACACUCCUAUCAAGACUAACUGUCUCAGAUGAUGGCAAUUUGGUUCUUCUACUAAACCAUUCUAAAUCUCCCCUCUGGUCUACCAAUAUCAAGAACAACACAGCUGCUAGUUCCACAGUGGUUGUGCUCCUCGGCAAUGGGAACCUUGUAGUCCGACAUGAGGCUAAUACCUCUGCUGUGUUAUGGCAAAGUUUUGAUGAUUUCACAGACACAUGGCUCCCAGGAAACAAGCUCAGUCGUAACAAGAAAACUGGCAUCAUCAAACGGAUGAUCUCUUGGAAAGACCGUGGUGACCCAGCUCAGGGGAUGUUCUCCAUUCAGUUAGAUCCUAAUGGCUCACCGCAACAUAUUCUGCAAUGGAAUAGAUCAGUGGUGUACUGGACUACUGGCAACUGGACUGAUAAUGGAUUCAGUGGUGUGCCGGAGAUGUCACCUCUCAAUCCCUAUCCCAGCUCAAGGUUUAUGUUCCAGUUUGUUGACAAUGAUGAGGAGGCAUAUUUCACAUACAAUAUUAAGGAUGAUGCGCUAAUAUUCACAAGAACUAUUAUUGAUGUGUCAGGUCUGUUUCAGACUUUGAGCACAUGUAGUGAGAAUGAUGCGUCACCAUGCAGUUGCCUCAAGGGCUUCAGUGAGAAUCACCCAAACAACUGGAAACUAGAUGACCGGACAGCAGGCUGUAGGAGAAACAUCCCACUGCAGUGUGGCAACAAUGGCUCAGUGAAGGUGAAGCAAGAUAGAUUUUAUGCUAUUAAUAGUGUGAAGUUGCCAGAUGACGCACACAACAUAGAUGCAACCAGUGUUCAAGACUGUGAAUUAAUGUGCCUGAAAAACUGCUCCUGCACAGCUUACUCUCAUAGUGGCACUUGCUUGGUUUGGUACAACCAUUUGAUGAAUCUACAAGACAAUAUUGAUGGAUCAAGUGAUAGUAUCUUUAUUAGAGUGGCUGCAUCAGAACUACCCAACUCAGGAAACAAUAAGUUGUUGUUUAUUGGGAUAAUCAUUGGUGGAAUUUUUGCUGUAAGUUCUGGAUUGGCCAUUUUAUAUUUUCUUCAUAGAAGAACAACAACAAUAGAUGGUUUAAAUCAUGGUGACGAAUCUUUGAUCAGAUUCAAAUACAGUGAUUUGCAACGCCUAACUAGGAGCUUCUCAGAGCAGUUAGGUGCAGGGUCUUUCGGCUCUGUGUUCAAAGGGGCUGAAUCAGACGGCACUACAGUGGCAGUAAAAAAGCUCGAGGGCUUUCAGCAAGGGGACAAGCAAUUCAGGGCAGAGGUGAGCACCAUAGGAAAUAUUCAUCACAUGAACUUGAUUCGGCUGCUUGGGUUUUGUUCUGAAGGAGUGAAGAGAUUGCUUGUCUAUGAGUAUAUGCCUAAUGGUUCCCUCGAUAAACAUUUGUUUGGUAGUAGCUGUACCACUUUAAGUUGGAAAAUAAGAUAUCAAAUAGCUGUAGGGAUUGCCAAGGGUUUGGCUUAUCUGCAUGAGGAGUGCCGGGAUUGCAUCAUACACUGCGAUAUCAAACCACAAAAUAUAUUGUUGGAUGCUUCAUUUGUUCCAAAAUUGGCAGACUUUGGAUUGGCGAAGUUAUUUGGCCGAGAUUUUAGCAGAGUUCUAACAUCUAUGAGAGGAACCGUUGGAUAUCUCGCACCAGAAUGGAUAAGUGGUGAAGCCAUCACAACAAAGGCAGAUGUUUUCAGCUACGGAAUGAUGCUUUUCGAGAUCAUUUCAGGAAGGAGGAAUCUGGAGCACAAAGACACAAGCAUGGCAACAUUUUUUCCAGUGUUGGUUGCGAGAAAGCUUCAUGAAGGAGAAGUACAGUCACUGUUGAGCAAAGAAUUGGUCAAUGGUGUAAAUGAAAGGGAGCUAGAAAGAGCAUGCAAGGUUGCUUGCUGGUGCGUUCAUGGUAAUGAAAGCUCCAGACCAACAAUGGGGGAAGUUGUCAAAAUUCUGGAAGGGGUGAUAGAUGUUGAAAUGCCACCAGUUCCAAGAUACCUUGAAGUUCUUUCUGAAGGUUCAGAGAAUGUGAAGUUCUUUUCCUAA